Ophidiomyces ophidiicola is the source of this 465-nucleotide messenger RNA. RefSeq lists its product as uncharacterized. Bases 1 to 465 code for a protein of 154 amino acids. The transcript has a single exon. The record is from RefSeq and is a predicted model, not a curated record. Lineage: Eukaryota; Fungi; Ascomycota; Eurotiomycetes; Onygenales; Onygenaceae.
AUGGCAUCCAACUUCUUUGGAAAAGGGCCCCAGAACCUCCGAUACACGCACACUUGCUUCCUAUUUAGCCCGGUCAAAUUUUCGACAGGUCAACUUCCCUCUGUGUUCUACCUAUCCCAUAAUAAUCGCGGUAAAGGUGGCUCGGUUGGGAGGUAUUUCCUCAAUAGCCGCAAAGUUGUCCAUAAGGAAUUAGUAACAACAAAACAUAUGAACUUGGGAGACUUCGAUAAUAUCAUGUAUGGCGCUCUCCGUGACGUUAUUGAGGGUCGAGUCGACACCGUCUCUAAGAAUGAGUACGCGGCCAAUCUUCUGCGCGAAUUCGACCCAGCCAUAGCCUCAAAACCGCCUGGCACUCUUCCGCCACCUGAACGUUCGUUAUGCGAGGUUUACCUGAUUAAAGUAGAGUCGCCAUGGCCAGAUGAACUUUGGAAGCAGAAAGAGCCAGGAAGUUGUAUCAUAAAUUAA